AUGAACGCACUGGAAGAAUUCAUAAAGGAGAAGCAAGUAGUAUUACUCCUAGUUGGCCUCAUCGGCUCUGGAAAGUCUACCUUCGCAGAGGCGCUGCAGGAACACGUUCCAAAUUUUCGGAGAUGCAACCAAGACGACUUGGGCGACAGACGGCGCGUGGAGUCGCUCGCUCGCCUUUCCCUCAGCCAGGGCCUCUCCGUGUGCAUCGACCGCACCAACUUUGACGAAGCGCAGAGAGCUACAUGGAUAAAGAUCGCUCGUGAAUAUCUAGGGACGUAUGUUUGGGUGAUUGUCUUCGAUACCCCGUAUGAGGUCUGCAUAGAACGAUUACGCGUUCGAACCAACCACCCAACAAUCAAGACCCCGACCGAAGCACUGUCCGUCCUCUCGCGUUUCCAGUCCCAAUACUACCCGCCUGCGCCACACGAGGGACACACACGCAUUCUCAACUUACGCACGCCAGACCAAUCACCAGCAUACACCCGUGCUCAUGUGCUCGCCAUCCUACAGCGAGUACGCGAUGCACCUAGCAUUGAUCCAGCCACAGCCUCCCGCCAUGAGCCAUCCACACGCGGAAGAGGGUAUCGCGGCCUCUCUAGAGGCCGUGGAUAUCGGGACUCAUGGUCUGGUGCGGGUGGGUAUCGCGACUCCGCACGUGGAUAUGGUGCGCGUGGAUAUAAUACGCGUGAGUCGAGUCCGUACUCUCGCCCAGGGAGAUCAGAUGCAGGCUCGUGGCGUCAGGGAGGCUCGUACAGUCAACGAAGAGACGAUGACCGCGACCGCCGCUAUCGGCGCACAGAUGCCUAG
Molecule: messenger RNA, 807 nt
Organism: Sparassis crispa
Lineage: Eukaryota; Fungi; Basidiomycota; Agaricomycetes; Polyporales; Sparassidaceae
Exons: 5
Coding region: 1-807 (268 amino acids)
Biological process (GO): DNA repair
Molecular function (GO): ATP-dependent polydeoxyribonucleotide 5'-hydroxyl-kinase activity; polynucleotide 3'-phosphatase activity; double-stranded DNA binding
Source: RefSeq, a predicted model, not a curated record